UUCGGUCGCCCCAGCCCAGGCCCCAGCCCAGCCCAAGUGCCCAACUCGUCCUCGUUCUCUCUCUUCGGCUUUUCCUGCCGCUUCGCCUCUUCCGAUUACCCCACACAUACGCGCGGCGAGCGGCGUCUACUAACCCUACUCGUCGGCCGGCGGCGCGCUCGUUUUCCUUCCCGGCUUUCGCAUAGAUGUUAUGAAGCUGCACGGCUAUUAUCUGUUGCGCAGAUAGAAAGCGAGAAGGGUUGAGGUGAAAUGGGGCCGUCAUCCACUUCCCCGCGAGAGCACAACGGUGAGGCGAGCAGCAGCGGAAGGGUCCCAAAGCCUAAGGAGAAGGAGCGACCAAGGUCUUUUGACGAGAAGACCCGGGCCGCGUGCUGGCGAAAGGCGGCGGUGUUGGCAGGGCGACACCCAGAGCGGUGGCGGCAGGACACUGCCGGCAACAUAGUGUGCCGCCGCUUCUGGAGCUGCCACGGCUGCCUCUGCUAUGAAUACGAUCACAUCGUCCCGUUCUCCAAAGGAGGGGAGUCUACUGUUGAGAAUUGUCAGAUCCUUCAGACUAGGGUGAACCGGUCCAAGUCUGAUAAAUCAUGGGUGGAGAAAGCGGAGAUGCAAGGCGCUUCCUGUGAUAUCAAGUUCACAGACAAGGAGCUUGAUGUAAUUGAGAUGGCUGUCUAUGGGGAUGUCAUUCGUCCUGGCAAACAAUGUCGCUGUAAAACAGUAGCUGAGAUGAUUGGACAGGUGAAGUCAAAGGAUCACGUUGCUGCUUGCGAUUUACCAUACAAUGAUGCCUCCUAACAUGAACGCCAUCUAUUGAACUGUCGAUUGCAUUCUACUACUAGUACCGAUCUUCAGCUAUUUUGUCAUCAAUGUCUUAGGCACAAAAGAAAAAGGCAUUAAGCUCAUCAGUGCAAUUCAGUGUUAAUGUGUUAUGUUAAAUUGUGUUUGCGAAGUCUCUGCUGGAUACUUGGAAUUUCAGAACGAGCGUGCUUGAAUAUAAAUUUCAAGAGUUUUGUCAGAAAA
Molecule: messenger RNA, 1017 nt
Organism: Brachypodium distachyon (stiff brome)
Lineage: Eukaryota; Viridiplantae; Streptophyta; Magnoliopsida; Poales; Poaceae
Exons: 3
Coding region: 250-792 (180 amino acids)
Source: RefSeq, a predicted model, not a curated record